AUGACUACCUUCGCACCCAGACCUGUAGGUGGUGCAUUAGCUGUGGAUCCAAAACAUCAACCAUGGGUAGAGAAAUACCGACCAAAGACGAUAGACGAUGUGUCAUCACAGGAACAUACAGUAGCCGUAUUGAGGAAAGCUUUGGCUUCUACCAAUUUACCUCAUAUGUUAUUUUACGGUCCACCUGGUACCGGGAAAACAAGUACGAUCUUAGCACUUGCAAGACAACUGUACGGCCCUGACCUCUUCCGAGCGAGAGUACUGGAACUGAACGCAUCGGACGAAAGAGGUAUUUCAGUUGUGAGAGAGAAGAUCAAGACGUUUGCUAGAGAAACUCCAAGACACGUUGGUAAAUCAUCCGACGGCAAGACAUACCCUUCUCCACCUUAUAAACUCAUCAUCCUGGACGAAGCCGACUCGAUGACUCAGGAUGCUCAAUCGGCUCUGAGAAGAAUCAUGGAAACGUAUUCGAGAAUUACGAGGUUCUGUUUGGUGUGUAAUUAUGUGACAAGAAUAAUCGAACCCCUCGCUUCAAGAUGUAGUAAAUUCCGAUUCCGACCUCUCGCCCAAUCCAGUACCCAAGCUAGGAUAGAGAUGAUAGCUGAGAAUGAAGGUGUACAAGCUGAAGACGGGGUAUUACCACUCAUACUGGAACUGGCGGGUGGUGAUCUACGAAAAGCCAUAACGUAUCUACAGACUGCACAGAGAUUACAUGGUGCGACUGAACCUCCUACGCCUAUAACGGCUUUGUCAAUUCACGAAAUAUCCGGAGUGGUACCUGACGAUCUCAUCACGCAUCUCUUGAGCGUGAUGGGAGUCGAUAAAGAGCAAGGGAUCGAUCUGACCUUGGGUCAAGAUGGUUUCGAAGGUGUGCGAACGGCUGUGAAGAGAGUUGGGAGGGAAGGUUGGAGUGCUGGGCAGGUCUUAGAACAGAUACAUGACGCUCUCAUUCCGUUACCCACCAUACCAGCCUUACCGAAGAGUCUAGCCGCGAUGGCCAUAGCAGAAUGUGACAAGGGAUUAUGCGAAGGUGGUGAUGAGGAGUUACAGUUGUUGGAAUGUUGUCUCAAGAUCAAAGAUGCUAUGGGCAAGCAGUAA
Kwoniella botswanensis is the source of this 1098-nucleotide messenger RNA. RefSeq lists its product as uncharacterized. Gene Ontology annotation, cellular component: DNA replication factor C complex; nucleus. NCBI's taxonomy places the organism in Eukaryota, Fungi, Basidiomycota, Tremellomycetes, Tremellales, Cryptococcaceae. The record is from RefSeq and is a predicted model, not a curated record. Bases 1 to 1098 code for a protein of 365 amino acids. Gene Ontology annotation, biological process: DNA-templated DNA replication; DNA repair. Gene Ontology annotation, molecular function: ATP binding; DNA binding; ATP hydrolysis activity. The transcript has 10 exons.